CCACCUUUCUAAUUAGCCUGGCCAGCCCUGGCUCUCCUUUCUCCUCCCUCCCGCCGCCAGCCCUUGCGGUGCCGCCCCCCGACCCACCGCAUCUAGUCCGGCAAAGGGGCUGCCGCAGCUCCCUCGCUCGCGUCUCCACCGCCCCCUUCGCCCCCCUCCGUCCCUUUUUUUCUGCGUGCGCCCUCUAGUGGUCGGACUUCAGCUCCCAGCACCAGCUUCCACGGCCAGCCGGCGAGGAAGGCAACAGUAGUGGAGCGCAACCAGCCGCUUGUCCUUUGCCCAGAGUCGGCUUCUCGGGCGUCUCGCUUCUGCAGUUGGCUACCUAAUUGAAGAGACUGGCAAUAGCAGGGAUUUAAUUUGCAGGCAACCCAUUUCAUGGAGGAUUUAGAAAAUAAUGAAGAACUCCCCAGAACUGAGUUGGAGAUCUGUUAUCUCGUUUAGACACUGUAAAGCCGGCCAUACACAUUGAAACCUUCUCACAAUCACAUUUGAUCUCAGCAACUGGUUCCAUCCAGCAUCUGGCGGAGGGUGAGGUUGUCCUCCACCACCACAACAAAUUGCAACUUGUGGACUCAGCAGUGCCCUGGAUGGCAGAUCCAGUGUCCUACUUCCAGCUUGUAGCCUCUCACAUAUGGACUCAAUUCACCAGAAAUUUUGGGUUGCUUUCCUGCUCUUCCGUUGCCUGGCAUUGACUGGGUCAGUUGGCAUCCUGGAUCCAGCAAUACAGAAGCAACUUGACAGCCAUCAACUGAUCCAGUUUGCUGACCAGGCAUCAUGUCAGGAGAUUAUGAUGAGGAUAGGCAUCGCAAGGCAAUGGAGCUCCUUCAUGUGCUGUGUUCCAACACAUGUGCUGCCCAGGAGCGUGAGAAGUGCCAGGAACUGACAGGACAUGUGGGUCCCAUCAACACAGAGAUCCUGGUUAGCCUUCUGUCUGUGAUUGUGACUUUCUGCGGGAUUGUGCUGCUGGGCGUCUCCCUUUUCGUCUCUUGGAAACUAUGUUGGAUCCCCUGGCGGGAUAAAGGAUCCUCAUCACAAACCCAACGCAAGGAGCAUCUUCUCCAUGCCCAUCUCCACCACUCGCCUUUUGGGGAUCUCCUGGCUGAGCGGGUAGAAUUGGGUCCCGAAAUGCCUGAGAGAUCGUACCUCGAUAUGGAUUCCUAUCCCGAGGCCAACCUCAAAAUUAGCCAAACCUCCCCUGACCUCCCUGUGGAAAGUCAGACGGGUACCAAGGAAGGCAGCAUUCCCAAUGCCCACUCCCACCAGCAAGUAGCAAGCUUGGCACCCACUCCCAGGUACAGCACACUGCCACGUCCUGUGACCCAGCAAUUGAGCAGCCCAGACACUGGAGUCCAUGGUGGAGGAGGAGGAGGAGGAGGAGAAGACAAGGUGGAACAAGUGACCAGCAUUGGGCAGAUAAAACCUGAACUGUAUAAACAGCGCUCAGGUGAGGCAGACUCCAAGAAAGGGGAGGCUCCAAGCUGUGGACAAUUGAGCUUUGCCCUCCGCUAUGCCUACGGCACGGAGCAGCUGGUGGUCAGGAUACUCCGAGCUUUAGACCUACCUGCCAAAGAUGCGAAUGGAUUCUCUGACCCCUAUGUGAAAAUGUACCUUCUGCCUGACCGUAAAAAGAAAUACCAAACAAAGGUGCAUCGCAAAACACUCAAUCCUAUUUUCAAUGAGACCUUUAACUUCAACGUCCCCUUUGCUGAACUGCCCUCACGUAAACUUCAUUUCAGUGUCUAUGAUUUUGACCGCUUCUCCCGUCAUGAUCUCAUUGGCCAAGUCGUCCUGGACAACCUGCUGGAAAUUGCUGAGCGGGACAAUGACGCUCCCCUCUGGCGGGACAUCAUGGAAGCCAGUUCGGAAAAAGCAGACCUUGGGGAGUUGAAUUUUUCCCUCUGUUACCUCCCCACCGCGGGUCGUCUCACAGUUACCAUUAUCAAGGCUACCAACCUCAAAGCCAUGGACCUGACUGGAUUUUCUGAUCCCUAUGUUAAAGCAUCCCUCAUGUGUGAAGGGAGGCGCUUGAAGAAGCGUAAGACUUCCAUCAAGAAAAACACUUUGAACCCCAGUUACAAUGAGGCUCUUGUCUUUGACAUUCCCCAGGACAGCAUGGAGCAUGUCAGCAUUACCUUGGCAGUCAUGGAUUAUGAUUGCAUUGGGCAUAAUGAAGUCAUUGGCAUGUGUCGAGUGGGCAAUGAUGCUGAUGCACCUGGGAGAGAUCAUUGGGCUGAGAUGCUGGCAAAUCCACGUAAGCCCAUUGAACAUUGGCACCAGCUAGUAGAGGAGAAGACUUUGAACAGCUAUAUCAACAAGAAUCCUCCAGCUCAAGAUAAACCUAGCAUCAUAGUAGAAAGUGUUCAUUCAGACUAAAGCAACCACCAGCAGCCCUUUGCCACCAGGGACUGGUUCCAGCAAUGUGCUCUCAGAACUUUCUGGAGUGUUAACGUUUCCUCAGAUCCAUCUGAGAGGAAGUGCCAAUAGGAGAUCAUCUGAGGGAAGGACUGCAAGUUCCUGCUUCCCUCAAUCCCCAUCUUCCCCAGAAAGUUUGCUGCCUGAUGCAUUUUUCUUUUCAAAAGCCAUAGGGGCAGUCACCAAGGAGCAUUUUUCUUGUGGGAGGGAUAUAUUUUAUCUAGAGUAAAAAAAAAAGAAAAGAUCCCCCUCCUAGCUUAUAUAAAUGGGGGGUGGGAUCUUUUUUUUAACAUGCAUGCUAUUGGAGUCUUUGUUAUGGAAAGAGUCAAGAUGGUAAACUAGAAAUGUUACCUAUUCUUUGUUUUUCAAAAUUGCACAUUGGGCAGAAAAUCCAGAGGUUCCCCUUCCCCAUGGAGCUACUUAGUAGAAUUCUUCAGAUUGUUAAACUUACAGUCUUAUUCAGGAGGCAUAAUAGGGGACAGUCAUGGCAGGCAACCAUUCUUCUUUCUAUACCCUAUCCUGUGUAUUGGCUUCAAAUCUUCUCACGGCUGUGACUUUAGAGCCAGAUGACUGUUAACCCUUACUCUCUUUCUUGUUUUCUUUUCACAACAGAUCUUUUGAAGGCAUGAGGAAUGUCUUUGUGGGUGCUUGGUCUGAUGGGGUGGGGGCAGAGUUUCUGCAUAGUACCAGAAAGCAUGCAGGACCCAUUACCUCAGUCUUCAUGAACCUCCAGCCCAAGAAUAGGAGGGAGGGAGAAGAAAAAUGCCUUUCUUUCCUCGUCACUCAUCCUUGAUAGACAACUCUGUAAGUGAGCCAGGAGGACUCCCUGUGGACAUCCCUGCCAAUUUGCCCUGUUAGGCCUCCUGCAUCAAGAACCACCAUGGAAUUAUCUUCCUACAGAUUAACAUCAGGCUUGUGACUUCAAAGUGGCUCCAUAAUGGACUAAAUUAAGGCCUACUUUCUAACCUAGAAUUAGAUUUGUCAACAGCCAAUUCUGGACUCUUUCAUAUGUAUGUGUAAAUGUUUGGGGGUGAGAUAAUAGUGUGACUCCUAAGUCUCAUUACGUUUGCUGCUUCUAGCUUUGCAUGAUCACCCUCCACUCAGUUUGAAUGAGUGCUUUCCUGAUUUAAGCUAGGAUAGCCGCUUGGUCAGAGAAUCAAGAUGUCCUGAUUCUCGCCACUCAAGUCUCUACUGUGUUAUUUCCUUAUGUAGCCCCACCCCAUUUGUUUUUAGAUUUGGAAUGUCUUUCUUUUUCUUGUUCUCCUCCUAAGGUGCAUCCAUUUGUCAUUUUGUCUUGGUCUCUGAAGCUCAGUCCUGUUUAUGGUUGUUUUUUUGUUCUAACUGUGUGAAAUAAAGGGAGGGGGGAGGGAUAAAACAGGAGAAUUAGCCCUGCUUCCUAAACUUCUGUCACCCUUUUUUUGGAAAAGCCAUAUACUCUCCCAAUUGCUUGGCUAUAAGAUUUCUGGCAUUAAUGGGAGAGGGGGGCGGAAGGUGAUCUCUCUUCACAAUAGUUUGGAACUUGAAGUUGCUGCUAAAACCGUGACAUCAAUAAAACUGGAAGAAGAAGAAAACAAGUAUCUCUGGAAUUCAAGACUUUUUUGAACCAAGGUGGAGUAUAGCAGUGUAGAGAAAUGAAGAAUUGAGCCUGUAUUCAGCAUUCUACCAAUAUGUUCUGAUAAAAACAGAGAUGUUUAUGCUCUGUUUCAUCAGAAGAGUUAGAUAAGCUCUUUACAAGAGACUUGUAUGAUCAUCUGUUAUAGAGUAGGGCAGUGGUGGCGAACCUAUGGCACGGGUGCCAGAGGCGGCACUCAGAGCCCUCUCUGUGGGCACACGUGCCAUCACCCCAGU
Molecule: messenger RNA, 4260 nt
Organism: Crotalus tigris (Tiger rattlesnake)
Lineage: Eukaryota; Metazoa; Chordata; Lepidosauria; Squamata; Viperidae
Gene: SYT3
Product: synaptotagmin 3
Exons: 10
Coding region: 775-2373 (532 amino acids)
Biological process (GO): cellular response to calcium ion; regulation of calcium ion-dependent exocytosis; calcium-ion regulated exocytosis
Cellular component (GO): membrane
Molecular function (GO): calcium ion binding; phosphatidylserine binding; calcium-dependent phospholipid binding
Source: RefSeq, a predicted model, not a curated record